AUGAUCUUUGCUGCACGUCAGAUUCAGGAGAAAAGUGUGGAACAAAAUCAAGAUCUCUAUACCACUUUUGUAGAUUUAACAAAAGCGUUCGACACUGUGAGCAGAGAGGGACUGUGGAAAAUCAUGGCGAAGUUCGGCUGCCCCGAGAGGUUCAUAAAGAUUGUUAGACAAUUUCACGAUGGGAUGAUGGCCCGUGUUCUUGAUGAUGGAAAUACCUCUGCCCCUUUUCAAGUGUCAAAUGGAGUCAAGCAAGGUUGUGUCCUUGCCCCUACACUGUUUAGUUUGAUGUUCUCUGCAAUGCUGACCGAUGCCUUCAGGGAGACACCCCUAGGCAUCCCCAUCAGGUAUAGGUGUGAUGGAAAGCUGUUCAACCUACGACGUCUGAAGGCCGUCACUAGAGUCAAAGAGACUGUGAUUCGUGACCUGCUUUUUGCUGAUGACUGUGCCCUCAACGCCGUCAAUGAGCAUGACAUGCAACAGGAAAUGGACGCUUUCUCAUCCGCCUGUGACAACUUUGGCCUCACCAUCAGUAUCAAGAAGACUGAAGUGAUGUAUCAGCCCGCCCCAGGAAAACCAUAUCAGGAACCAAACAUCACAGUUAAGGGGCAGCGACUUCAAGAUGUAGAAAACUUCACCUACCUCGGCAGCACUCUCUCCCGCAACGCCAACAUCGAUGCAGAAAUCAACAACCGCAUCGCGAAGGCAAGCAGUGCCUUUGGGAGAUUGAGGAAGUCAGUCUGGGAACGCAGAGGCAUCUCACAAUGCACCAAGAUCAAAGUGUACAGAGCAGUCGUCUUAACAACACUUCUCUAUGGCUGCGAAACUUGGACCAUCUACAGAAGACAUGAGAAACUUCUCCAGCAGUUCCAUCUCCGCUGUCUCAGAAACAUCCUAAAUAUCCGCUGGCAGGAUAGAAUCACAAACACUGAGGUUCUGGAGAGAGCAAACCUCCCCAGCGUCAUUACCACCAUGCGCAAAGCUCAGACACGAUGGGCAGGACACGUCUGCCGUAUGUCAGACUCCAGAAUACCCAAACAGCUGUUGUACGGUGAACUAAGCCGUGGAAGCAGGAAAGCUGGAGGCCAGCGCAAACGCUAUAAAGACUGCAUCAAAUCACAUCUGAAAGACUUCAAUAUCGACGUUUCAACGUGGGAAACUGCAGCAUCUGACAGACCGAUUUGGCGUAAUCUGAUUCACAAAGGUGCCAUCCACUCAGAAAAUAAACGCUCCAACGCAGCCAAAAACAAACGCCAAAAACGCAAGGCUAGAGCUGACCAACCUACCAAUAUGACCCCCUCUUACUGGUGUCCGACUUGUGGAAGGGGUUUUCUUGCACGAAUUGGCCUUAUAAGCCACCUGCGGAUUCAUCCCUCCGCCCCUUAGACAUUGUUAUACUGUCAGUAUUGCUAUGGUCAUACUCGACUACGAGUUGACGAACAACACUAUUGUCAGCAGCCCUUUAAACAAGAAAACAAAAGAACAAAGGGAUAAAUUAGUCGUGGAGCAUUCAGGAAGGAAAAUGACAAUUCAGCACAAGUGGUCCCCUUUUGAUAGCCGCGGUUUGGACUUUGUACCAAGGCGCUAUUUUCUAGAAAUCUAUCAUGCUUAGCGCUACUGCAAGCAAAAGCAAUUACUUUAGAUAAAGGACCGGCGCACGCACAGGCUUGUAAAACAGAGCUUUGAGUGGACUUCGCAGAUCAAAGAUGAGCCCGUGAUUGGGUCCAAGGUCUAUCUUGAUGGGUAUUUUAAUCCCAUGUUAUACGAACUGCAUGCUUAAUAAAUUCAAGAUAAUAUCACAAGAGGGUUUUGUAGAUGACAGGCACUUGUCUUACAAGUCUUGACCGUGUGACACCCUGAAUGGUCUGAAUGCUCAAAUAAAACCCCUAAAGGUAUAUAAAAGAGCGUCACAAGGGGUGAGUUAAGGCGGUAUGGAAUUUCUAUUAAAACGAUAAGGUCAGCAUUUUAGUGGAUAGGGGUUUUGCAAGAGUAUCUGGUGACAUGAGUACUCAAGCAUGAAAUGUAUGGGUGAGAAAACGUGCGGAUAUAACUAGCUAUAAGCACGUGUGUACUGGUCUCGAGAGCUCUAUGGAUGACAGAAUUAAGUAUGUGUAAACGCGCAAGGAAUAACGCAUUUAGCUAGGAUAGGAAAAUGCUGCUAUGGGCGAUUACUAAACUGGAAAAUACCCCUUUUUCGCUAUUUCUUUAAUCGACUAUUUUCCAAAUAAUUGAAUUUGAGCGCAAAAGCAGGGUUUUGACAUGUCUUAGUUUGCUUUAAUACCUUCUUGCAAAUUUUGCGGCUUGUUUAUCUUACUAAACUACCACAUUUUAAGCCCUUUUAACCAGGUGUUUUGCUUCAGGCUUUCUUGUAAAACAAACAAAAACUUUGCAAAUAAAUAAAUAAAUAAAAAAUGCACGACAGCUGUAACCGUAAAAGGCCUUGCUUUCGCGCUCAAUUCCAUCACCUGAAAACGGCCAAUAGAAAAAAAAAAACGCUUUUUGGCUAUUCUUUAAUGGAAAAAGACCGCCUUUUGGCCAUUCUUCAAUGGGAAAAAGACCGCGUUCUGGCUAUUCUUCAAUAGGUAAGUACCGGUUUUAUUUUUGUCUAGGAGGGUGUUUGCGCCCCCAAGUCCAGCCUCUAGCUACGCGCUUGGCGCCAAGGCAUUGCCAUCAUUUCCGUUUUGUGAUCAGUGAAGGGAUGCUUUUCCCACAGUGCUGGGAGAUGUUUGCAUGAUGCGAUGAUAAAAAAAAGCUGGAUGUGUGGUGGAUGGUGUUAACGUGGCGUAUCGGCGUUAUUGUGACGUAGACACGAGUUUAUAGGUGGUUGGCUGGCUUUCUGCAAAACGGACAGGAGUUCUUUUGUAGAACCAUCAACUCGUAGUCGUCAGUGUGGAAUACCUAAAAAAAACGAUAGAAAUGACGUCACAAUAGAAGCGGGUAAUUCAUAACUUUGACAGAAUAACAGCCUAAAGUAACCAACAGAUGUUUUCUAUCUAGCUCACAACUAUAGGAAACUGGGCAUGUGUACGGCCUAGAUCAUAUUUCGGGGUAUUUUUUUGACGGUGUUUUUGGAGGAUGUUGUUUAUCUAAACAAAUAGGAUGGUUAUUUAUUAACAGGAAAUGGUACCAAACCUGGAGGCUGUGAUUGGUCAAUUUCUGGUAAAGUCAGCGGUCUGAUACCACAUACCUGUUAAAAUUAACCGCAACAAAGAACAAAAGAAGGUGAAUGAAUACGACGGCUUUUGUCUUUUGCUACGAUACUUAACAAUUAUACCAUUUCCAUUGAGGUGGAUAGUGGCGAAAUAAUUUUUAAGCCACCAUCCUCCGAAAUCGAAAUGGUAAUGGUAUAAUUUGUUUAGUAUAUGAAACGAGCUUUAGAGCACUUGCAAAUAGGAUGUUACACCCGCCAUUUUGCUUGAUUUCGUGGCGCAAGAAAAUAUCCACCUCCAGUAUAUUGCAUUUUAUCCUGAGUUUCUCAACAAUCAAAUCGCUUGUUCUCCCGAGGUCCCCGAGUUUUAUAUACUAAUAAAGGAUAUACUAAUGGCAAGAAGACAGCUAUGUAGAUCAUAGUCUUGUUAUGUGUUUUUAGUUGUUAGGGGAACACAGGGUACAAGCUACCCUGGGUAGCAAGCGUGUGUGGGAAACGGAAAUAGAGACCGAGCGAAGAGUAUGGCCGCGCGGAAGGGUGCGGAGAAAGGCGAAAGGUACCCUCACCCCAUUCUUCGCGCAGCCACAGUUUUCUCUCGACAUUUUCUUCCGUCGCUAGGUCUGGUGUCCAACCCACACCUCCCCUCUAGCCCUACAGUAGUUUUUUACUCACCCUAUUAAAGGCCACCGAAAGGCGAUAUUAAACCACCCCCACUAACGGCUUUUUACUCACUCUAUCAAAGGCCACAGGACCACGUUAUCAGCACACCCCCACUAUAACGGCUUUUUUACUCACUCUAUCAAUGGCCACAGAACCACGUUAUUAGCCCACCCCUCCCCUCUACCCAUGCAGUUUUUCACCCACCCUAUUACAGGAGUCGCAGAGUGUGAUUGACACGUCAGGCAUGAGAGACCGGUAGUACUGGUGCUUGAGAGGAACCGGCCAUCUCUUGAUGAUUACUUCGUUCCUAUUCAUGGAGUGGAGAGUAGCGCGACCGACGCGCACUGGGACGAACUCAGACCCGCCUUGCUAUAAACACAAUUACAAAUAUAUGUAAACAUAUUCAGAGAAAGAUAUUACCGUAAUGAUUCGAAUAAGCGCCCGUGUCUUUUUCGAGUCUUCUAAAGAGGGAAUUAGUUGUAUCUUGUACCAAGUGCCUUACCUCAAAGCUCAUGAGUUUUGCCGUGAAGGGGUCAUCGUCAUCAUUUGAUGGGGGCGGAUCCGAUAACGAGAGAGUCUGGACGUCUGUGUACAUGGUCAAGGAUUAGAAACAAUGAUCAUCUCCACGAGGAAUAAAGGUAACAAACGAAACCCAGCGGCAAAAAACACUAUCUUCACUAGUAAGUUCGAUGGUUAUAUCCCAACACAAUACACGAAGGUGAGUUACAGCAUAUUCAAGUGGUGAGGCUGAGAAUGGUAAAAUGAAACAAUCUAGAUCAAAACGAUAGGAUGUCAGCUCAUCUAACGCCUUUAAGGAUACUGCCCAUGUCCGUAGUCUGCCAUUUCGACAGGUCCUUUCGGCGUUGGUUUGUGGGUUCAGCCUCGAUCAGUUUGAUAGCCUCUUCGUCACUGCAAAACAUAAUUUUUUAAUCCAAUGAUGCACGAAGGACCUAUUCUUAUAUUUCUUUUUAAUCAAGCAUUUCCAAGAUGUACGAACAGGCCUGCUCACCUUAUGUCAUCUUCGAGAACAAACUCGACUAGCGGUAGAACCUCUGCGUAAGACAGGGAGAGUAAGUACUGUACAAAGGGAGCGAAGGAGAAAGGGCUUAAGGUAUCAGAGAGGCCUUUUGCCUGCCUGUAACAGACAGGGGAAGUACAGUGUAUAAGAAGCGAAUGAGAAAGGGCUAAGGGUGUCAGAGAGACGUUUAGCCAGCCUGGUCCAGACAGGGGAGGUAAGUACAGUGUAUUGGGAGCAAAGGGCUAAGAGUGUCAGAGAGGCGUUAUUGGGACCAGUCGGACGUUUAACAUUUCCUUAUGUCUAGCCUGUUCUUCUACAGCUUGCUUGAAGUCUUUAUGGAUAUACUUUUAGAAUUAUUGUUGUACAGGAAAAAAAACACGGGAGGAAACGGUAGUUUGCGUCUUUUUUUUUAUAUAUCAAGAUAUACUCGAACGCCUACACUCUCGCAUUACUAUUAGAAUUCUGUUUAUAGUUUAGGGUGAGGAAAAGCACUCGUUUCUCACCGAAUGACGAAAAUGAGUAGACAAAAGGUUGUCUGCAGUUGAUGCAUUGGUUGCCCUUGUUGUUGAGUAGUGGGUUCGUGGUUGAGCAGCGAUAGCACAUUGGUAACAACUCCUGUAACAACAACAACACGGCAUGUGACGAGGUACUUGUUACAUUCAAGCCAAAGUGAAAGGUGAAGUGAUAAUGUAUAGUGGCUUCGUCUUUAAAUAGCGGUAGCACAUUGGUAACAACUCCUACAACAACAACUAAACGGCAUGUGACAUGAAUUAAGACAAUAAGGUCAUGUGUCUUUUGACAUAAAAACCUCGUGAUGUUACGGGGUAUUCUGACUGGCUCACCUCGUUGUCGUGGAAAGGCUUGGAGCGUAUGGUGACGCUUCCAAGGUCAAUUGCUUCUUGGAACCUGGUGGGUAUCUUGAGCGCCUAUAACGAGCAGAUUUAAUCAAGGCCAAAUUCCAAUACAUGCAGUACUUAUUAACAGUAUAGUACAUUCGCGACAUUUUACCUGGAGUUUGUCGAAUGCUGUUCGCGCCAUUUUGAAGGCACCCAAGUUUUUGCUCUGCUUGGCCAAGGCGAAGAGAGUUGCACUUAGAUUUGUCAAGAAAAACAAUAAGCCAAUAAAUAGAAUUUCAGUCUUCCGGUAGUCAGCUUAAAGCGAGUAUCAAUGUUAACCCCUAAUGCUUAAAUACAUGCCUUCUACACACUAAAUUAUGUCUGAGUCAUAUCUAUUACUAUUGUUGCUCCACUUCCAUCACGGUCUGCCUGUGAGCAAAUGGUUUAUGAUUUCGCGUUCCUUGAUUCUAGAUCCUUAUAAGUGUGAUAUUAGGUAAGACCGGAAAUUACUAAAAAUACUAUUAUAAUGUGUAUAAUAAGUGCUCAGUGUGAAAGACGAUACACCCUUGAAACGCUACAUGGUAAGAUAUUGGUUUAGACGACAUUUGGUAAGACGGCAAAUUACUAAAAAAAUGUGUUGAAGUGCUCAGCGUGAAAGAGGAUACACCCUUGAGACGCCGAUGGGCGUGUCUCUGAUGAGCAUAUGGAGAAGGUACCGAGCGAUGUUGAACAAUGUCUCGGGCAGAUGUGACGUGAACGGCUCGUCCUGCGCAAAAAAAGGUAUUAAACUAUGUGAGUAGGGCUGCCCUGUGUAAAAACAGUAUCUACAAUUGACACUGCUGUAACUACUUCUAAGUAAGAAACAACAAUUGAAAGUUGUAAAAGUUACCAUGUAUCUGUGUUACACAAUGUUAUAUAUAUCAAGUAACCUUAGUCUUGCCUUGUAUCUAAGCCUUACCGUGUAUCUAAGCUUUACCGUGUAUUCAAGCCUUACCGUGUAUCUAUAUCUGAUUGUGUAUCUAAGCCUUACAGUGUAUCUAAACCUUACCUUGUAUCUAAGCCUUACCGUGUAUCUAAGCCUUUCCGUGUAUCUAAGCCUUACCGUAUAUCUGUGCACUGAGUGAUACAAGUAGUAAAUUUCUGCCUUCUCUUGAUACUCGUGGAACUUUUCCAGCAUGCCAAUGUCUGGCUCGCCAUUGGUAGUCUCUGCAAUACAAGUAUAAACACUUACUGUAGACUGUCCAAAAUGUUGAUCGUACACCGAGGCUUCAAUUCAUUUUUGUACGAACUUCAAAGAGUACCUGGCGACCCUUUGGCGAGAUCCAAACACUGCAUUGACAGCUUCCAGUAGUAGUAUCCGGCAUCAUGAAACCUAGUAAACCAAGAGUGAAGGGAAGACACUACACCGACAUUUAGCGAGACGAUCAAAGAUAUUGCAAGGGAAAAGAAAAAAUCCUAUACCGUAAAAGCUCUGCUAUGGACCCCCUCUAGAGGAAAAACCUCCAAAUAAGCAGAAGAGUUGGGAAUCUAAGAGUAGAAAUACCAUGCUUACAGAAGGGCCCACGGAACCGUAGCGCUAAAUUACACUCUGCUAACAUUCAUCCCAUACAAGAGUGCACGCUUAUUUUAGAAGUCCAGACAUACCUGUGUUCAAUGACUGCGUUACGGCACAAGACCUCCAACACGUGAACUGCGUCAUCCCUGCGACCAGCUUUGUGGAAUGCUGGUACGACAAAAA
Molecule: messenger RNA, 7397 nt
Organism: Nematostella vectensis (starlet sea anemone)
Lineage: Eukaryota; Metazoa; Cnidaria; Anthozoa; Actiniaria; Edwardsiidae
Exons: 2
Coding region: 1-1383 (460 amino acids)
Source: RefSeq, a predicted model, not a curated record